AUGGAUCCUUCAAAUCCCGAUUUCUGUUCGUAUAUUCUUCGAGUCCAGAAGGCGUUAGCCCGCUUCCUAGCUGCCCUCAGUGACACAGUAGCUGAAAAGGUGCGUCACCUGGACGCAAUCAGGCAACGACAACCUUGGCGUCUGAUUCCUGUGAAUGUCGAUUUUCAUAACGUUAACGUGUCUGAUGUGCUUGAGCAUCAUUCGGAUCGCCGUGAGGCAUUGCUCCCGGUGCCGGUGGGUAGAAUAAGAGACGAGAUCCUGAGCUACGUUGAACAGGCCGCAGCUGGUAUUGACCACAUGAAGAAGGUAAGCUGGUCAUUCUGA
Protopolystoma xenopodis is the source of this 324-nucleotide messenger RNA. NCBI's taxonomy places the organism in Eukaryota, Metazoa, Platyhelminthes, Monogenea, Polystomatidea, Polystomatidae. The record is from the annotation of a GenBank genome assembly.